Folsomia candida is the source of this 2022-nucleotide messenger RNA. RefSeq names its product ubiquitin recognition factor in ER-associated degradation protein 1. The record is from RefSeq and is a predicted model, not a curated record. NCBI's taxonomy places the organism in Eukaryota, Metazoa, Arthropoda, Collembola, Entomobryomorpha, Isotomidae. Gene Ontology annotation, molecular function: polyubiquitin modification-dependent protein binding. The transcript has 7 exons. Gene Ontology annotation, cellular component: VCP-NPL4-UFD1 AAA ATPase complex. The coding region runs from base 649 to 1845 and encodes 398 amino acids.
AAAAAUUCCUUAGCAACAUAAAAAAAUUCCUUAGCAACAUAAAAAAAAUUCCUUAAUAACAUAAUAAUAUUCCUUAGCAACGGUAAAAAAUUUUAGGUAACAAAAUUGGCCAAUUCAUAGCAGGGUUGUAAAAAUUACUUGAUCAAUUAGGAAUUCAAUAAUAAAUACCCGUAACACAACUUUGAUGAGCUCAUGACUGAACUACAUUUGCUAUUUGUGUACUCUAGAAUUAUGAUUUUCAUUCUGCUCACUACAUCGCGCUUAUUAUAUACCGGCUUGCUUUAAUAUUCUUGAAAUGUUCGUGAAAAAUAAUUAAUGUGGCCCGUCUUCAGGACGGGCUUUUGGGCUAGUGUAAAAUAAGUCGUUCACGACACCGAUUUCGCAAACACCGCACAGUUGCGAAGAUGUGUUGUGAAGCGACGUUUUUUAGUGACGUGAAUACCCACAUAGAUAAACUAUGAAAUACAGGCAGUUAUACACUUACUCGGGCUAAAAAAUAGUUACUAGGGUCAGAUUUUAUGUCUUAAAAUCUGCCAAAUAAAUUUUUCUUCUGGUACAGUAAUUAGACCUUACAAAUUACUACAUUUAAAUAACCCUGAGCGUUACCUAGACACUUAAUAGUCAAGCAAUUGAUGGUGCAGCAUCAACAUGUCACAGUCCCCAGAAUCCCCUGACGAUGACUCUUUCGACAUGGAGGUGGAGGACACUAAUAUCGAGGAGGUGAGUCAACCUCGGCCGCAGCAGUCAACGGUCAGGAAUGUGAAUGAGUCGGAGAUGUACUCGGAAGACGAAGAUACAUUUUCGACUACGUCUGGCGACACGCUGAGUCCAGUAUCACUGCCGUCUUCCCAGUCCUCACCCCCACUGAACACAGCCACCAGUGUCAACAGCUUUUGGAGCACACUCAUCCCUCCGGCCUUCCUCCCACGAGGCUCCUCCGCCACCAGGAUUCGCAAUGGGAACAGAGUCUCAAAGUCACUCAGAGUCUUCUCCGUCGCCAUGCUCCCUCGUCCGAGGCCUGAGCUCGAGAAUGGAGGCAAAAUGAUUCUACCCCCUUCGUUCCUUGCCGCCCUGACUAAUCGAAAUACGCAACUAAAUGGACCCAUGCUGUUUCGAAUUUCCAACGACGGUGCCAACAAGUCCACACAUUGUGGUGUUUUGGAGUUCAUUGCGGAAGAAGGCCGAUGUUACAUGCCGUACUGGCGGAUGCACAAUAUAGGAGUUAAUGAAGGGUACAUGGUCACAGUGGAGAACAUCACUGCACAGAUUGGAAAGUAUGCACUGUUUGAACCCCAGUCGGUGGAAUUUUUGGACAUUUCCAAUCCUACAGCUUUAUUGGAGAAUGCCCUCAGGAACUUUGCGUGCAUUACGAAAGGUGAAAUUAUCGUCAUCCAUUACAACGAUAGGAUUUAUGAACUCAAAGUAUUGGACACCAAGCCGUCCGAUGUCCUCAACAUUAUUGAAUGUGACAUGGACGUCGACUUUGCCCCUGCAGUUGGAUUACCAAAAGAAACUUCAAGAGACGAUGUGGAAGAGGAGAGGUCAACAGAGAUGCCAAUUUACUCUACGAUUCUCCCUGGGUUCAUCCCUUUCGAAGGAACUGGGUGUCGUUUGAACGGAAAACCUGUGGCUGAGACUCCUUCCACUCUCACGCGAAAUGCACCAAGAGGGCAACCAGAUUUUCAAUGGAAAGUCGGAAAUUUACGAUUUAUUCGGAAGUACCGUAAGAUUGCACCUGCAGUGGUUGGAGGUCAUCCAAGUACUCCGAAAAACGAACCAGGUACUUCUUUUAAAGGCCGUGGAUCGACUCUCAAGGGAGAAAACACUCAUCAAAAUCACACAUGAAAUAAAAAGUUGUCCUGACUUUUUUUAUUUAUUUAAAAAAAUAACCUAAAUCCUCGUACAAAAUACUAUACGUCGCUGAUGAAAUAUAUAGUAUAGCUUUUACCUAUUUUAAACAAUAAUCUCAUUCAAAAUUUUGAGGAACAUUAGUCGAUUUUAUUAAAUCCAAUGUCAGACUAA